Messenger RNA from Cucumis melo (muskmelon), 1557 nucleotides. Its product is annotated as mitochondrial uncoupling protein 5-like. Bases 461 to 1435 code for a protein of 324 amino acids. Gene Ontology annotation, biological process: thiosulfate transport; succinate transmembrane transport; phosphate ion transmembrane transport. Gene Ontology annotation, molecular function: malate transmembrane transporter activity; antiporter activity; thiosulfate transmembrane transporter activity. Gene Ontology annotation, cellular component: mitochondrial membrane. Lineage: Eukaryota; Viridiplantae; Streptophyta; Magnoliopsida; Cucurbitales; Cucurbitaceae. The record is from RefSeq and is a predicted model, not a curated record. The transcript has a single exon.
GACAUAGAGUAGAGAAAGGGAAUGGAAAAGUGGGACCUGGGGGGAGGGGGAAAGAAAGGAGAACCGCGUAAAAUGGAGGAGAGAAUUGUAAAUAAAGAAAAGAAUAGGGUUUGAAGAAUACAAAAAUGACACCCAUAAUAAUAAACAACGUUGGGGGUUUGUUAUGCUAUAAAUUGCUUCCCCCACUCUGUCUUUUCCAAUCAAACCAUUAUUUGUUUGCGUAAUACAGAGUCCUCUGUUAGCAUAUGUCUCAUAGACCCAUCGUUCCUCAUUAUUCCUCCAUUGCCUUCCAUCUUCAUUCCCAUCUCUUGGUUUCUAGUGAGAUGAACUCUAAUUCCAACUGGUCUUUUUAAUCCCUAUUUUCUCUGUCUUUUCCGUUUCCCCAUAUCAGAUCUCUCCAUAUUUCUCUCUCUUUCCGAUUCUCUUCUUUCUUUCCCGAGAAAAUCUCCACUCCUCAACAAUGGGUGUCAAGGGAUUUGUCGAAGGUGGAAUUGCUUCCAUCGUUGCCGGUUGUUCCACCCACCCGCUUGAUCUAAUCAAGGUCCGAAUGCAACUUCAGGGUGAGACCCCUGCUCCCACCGCUGCGGUUAAUAACCUCCGCCCUGCUCUCGCUUUUCAAACCACCUCUGUAACUGCUCCGAGGUCUAUUAAUAUUCCUCCCCCGCCGCCUCCGACGGCGCGUGUUGGUCCAAUCGCUGUUGGAGUUCGUAUUGUGCAGCAGGAAGGAGUCGCCGCUCUUUUCUCUGGCGUUUCCGCCACCGUUCUACGACAGACUCUGUACUCCACUACCCGUAUGGGGCUUUACGAUAUUCUAAAACAAAAAUGGACCGAUCAGGAUACCGGAAAAAUGCCGCUCAUUCGGAAGAUAUCGGCCGGUUUGAUCGCCGGUGCGGUAGGUGCUGCAGUUGGCAACCCGGCUGAUGUAGCGAUGGUCCGAAUGCAAGCCGACGGACGGCUACCAUUGGCGCAGCGUCGGAAUUACAAAAGCGUGGUCGACGCCAUAACCCAGAUGGCACGUGGGGAAGGCGUGACGAGUCUGUGGCGUGGUUCCUCGUUGACGGUGAACCGUGCGAUGCUCGUAACGGCUUCGCAGCUCGCAUCGUACGAUCAGAUCAAGGAGACGAUUCUGCAGAAGGGAUUGAUGAAGGACGGACUGGGGACACACGUGACGGCGAGUUUCGCCGCUGGAUUCGUGGCGGCGGUUGCGUCAAAUCCAGUGGAUGUGAUCAAAACCAGGGUGAUGAACAUGAAGGUAGAGGCAGGGGCGGCGCCACCGUACUCCGGCGCGUUGGAUUGCGCGUUGAAGACGGUACGGGCGGAGGGCCCAAUGGCACUUUACAAAGGAUUCAUUCCGACGAUUUCACGUCAGGGACCAUUCACGGUGGUGCUGUUUGUGACGCUGGAACAAGUCCGGAAGGUGUUUAAAGAUUUCUAAUUAAAGAAUGAUGAUGACGAAAAUUGUAACAUUUUUAAGGAUAUAUUCCACCAUAAAUCGAUGUGUUUAAGUUCGAGGUUAUUUUAAUUUUAUGGGACUAUUAUAAUUCCCUUUUUUUCCAA